Molecule: messenger RNA, 600 nt
Organism: Pediculus humanus corporis (human body louse)
Lineage: Eukaryota; Metazoa; Arthropoda; Insecta; Psocodea; Pediculidae
Exons: 4
Coding region: 1-600 (199 amino acids)
Biological process (GO): protein acetylation
Molecular function (GO): N-acetyltransferase activity
Source: RefSeq, a predicted model, not a curated record
AUGAAAUUAAAUGAAAAAACUGUAAUUAAAGGGAAUUCUGUUUUAUUAGUUCCUUAUGAAAUGUAUCACGUGCCAAAGUAUCAUAAUUGGAUGAAAUCUACAGAACUUCAAGAUUUAACUGCUUCUGAACCAUUAACACUGGAAGAAGAAUAUGAAAUGCAAAAAAAAUGGAGAAUUGAUUCUGAUAUUAAGUAUUUAUGUACAUUUAUUAUUUUAAAUAAAACAGUUUACGAGGAAUCAAAAGAUGAAAUCAAGGCCAUGAUAGGUGACACAAAUAUAUUUUUAUCCAAUGAUAAUGAUGAUGUGAUUGGAGAAAUUGAAAUAAUGAUAGCAGAAAAAAGUUUUAGAGGGAAAGGACUAGGAAAAGAAGCUCUUUUACUCAUGCUAAGAUAUGGAAUUCAGAAUUUAGGAAUAAAAAGGUAUGAUGCAAAAAUAGGGAUGAACAAUGAUAUAAGUGUAUCAAUGUUUUUAAAAUCUGGAUUUACAAAAGUAUGCGAAAAUAAAAUUUUUAAAGAAUUUACACUGAGCAAACCUGUUACUCAAUCUUGGAUUGAAUGGCUCGAAUGUCAAACAAAAUUUUAUAUUGAAACUCAAAAAUAA